AUGGUGGAUGAGCGACCGGCGAGCGAAUCGCUCACGACGAUCGCGCCGCUGCAGCUGCGGUUCGAGGACAUCUCGGUGCACUCUCCGGGGGUGUUCGCGAAGUCUGAGGCGAUGCAGACGCUGCGGGAUGCGCCGAGUGGGGUUGGAUUCCGCGCGGCGCUGAAGGAGUUGAAUCAGACGGAGGAGUCAUUCGCGAAGAUUUUGUCGCAGGCGCGAGAGAAGGCGCUCGGGAAUAGCGAUGGGGAUCUGGAGCUGAUAAAGGCGCACAUCAAGCGCCUGAAGUUUGGGACGAUCGAGCUGUCGACGGAGCAGGCGUUUUUGAAGGCGGUGUUGGAGUCUCGUCAGUUGCCGAAGGAUGCGCCGACGGAGAGCGAAGGGUUCAAGGCUUUGCAGCAGCGUUUGAAAAGUUUGACGAGCGAGAACGAACGAAGAGUUGAGGAAAUGGAGCGCCAGAUCGCGGCGCUUGGGGAUGAGUACGAGACGUUUCGCGUCGAGCACAGAGCGCUCACGGAGGUUGUCGAGGAGCUGGAGACGUUGGAGGCGGAGGCGGCGACGGCGGCGUGGGAGGCGCAGGCAGGCGACGCUUCCGUGACAGCGGCGGACCGAGAGAAGUCCAAGGACGAGUUACAACGCGAGCUCGAAUCGCUGGACGUGGAACUUCGCGAGGUGAACGUGCGUUUGAGUGAGAAUCAAAUGGCGGCGAGCAAGCUGAAGGAGCAACUCGCGCCAGACGAGAGCGCCAUUGAGCAAAUCAACGCCCAGGCUAAGUAUUUGAUCGGCAUUUCAAAGGCGGCCGCGAGAGAGGCGCAGAUGUCUGCCCAAAUCGCCGAGGCACAGGAGGCAGUGCGAGAGCAAACGAAGUUGUUGGUGACGCUGCAGGGUGUGGAAAUUUUGGCCAUCGAGGAGAACGCUCUCGUGCUCAAGAUUCACACUCAUUUGCCGUCGACUCCGGAGUUCGCUAUGGAGGGCUCAACCCCGCGUGGACCGAGCUCGACCACGCACACGGUUACUUUACACUUGGUGAAGGAUAGCGCACGUCUCGCCGGGGCCACGCUCGAGCCUUCGGACACGCCGAUCCUGGACAUUAUUGAAGAGGCCGCGGGCAUGCCUGUUCUCGCGCGAGCGCUCGCGGAAAUCCGCUUACGAAUCGCGGCGACGGCUCAGCGCGCCGAGGCGCUCGCCGCUGCGGCGGCGCGCACUGCGCUCAGAUGGAGUUCCGGUGAGUCGCUCGUCCGAGCCGCGCUUCCGAACGGCGCUGUCGCUGUCUUGGACGUUCCCUUUGAGUGGCCCACGCGCGGAGCUAACAUUUCGCUCAUCAACGUCGAGAUGGUCCCUCCGCAAGCGGCACAGCUCGCGGUGACUCGUCUCAUGACGACGAACUUGAACUAUGUAGGCGAGGCAUUGGAAGCCGUCACCGAGGCGUUAAAGAAUCAGUCGUGA
Messenger RNA from Ostreococcus tauri, 1440 nucleotides. Its product is annotated as unnamed product. The coding region runs from base 1 to 1440 and encodes 479 amino acids. The record is from RefSeq and is a predicted model, not a curated record. The transcript has a single exon. NCBI's taxonomy places the organism in Eukaryota, Viridiplantae, Chlorophyta, Mamiellophyceae, Mamiellales, Bathycoccaceae.